AUGGGAACCAUUGAGGGUCAAGCGGACCGGCAAGAGCAAGGCACAAGCACGCCCGAGUUACCUGCGCCGCCCGAGCCCCAGAACGACAAGGGGAUUUUCCCUCCGUCGAUCAAGAGCCCUCUUGUGGAAGACUUGGAAGGUCUUACACCCGAAAAUGUGGACAUCUUCAACUUGGACGCUGUGGCAGCUAUCAAAUUGCUGUGCCGGAGCAUCGACAGUCUGGUCCAGAUGACGGGCGACGUACCUCCGACUCCCCCAGCACACAGUCGAGGGGCGUCUCCAGUUCGCGGCGUAUCUAAACUGCGCGACUCAACCACACUGGACACGACUACGCCGAAGAAAGAAAACCUCGUGCUACGCGCUCCAGCGCCAGGGUCAGGGAUUCAGCAGGAGCACAUCGACGGGGUCUCUUUUGUAGACACGCACAUCGGCUCUCCAGAAGCCAAUGCCCGGGAACCUACUUCGGCCGAUCAGAUCGUUGGAGCCCACGCGCAGCCAAUCUACAUCCAGCACGGGGCGCUGGCGAGGAAGUUCUACUCGAAGCGGCCGCCACCCAUCUCGAUCGAAGAGUAUCUCAUGCGCAUGCACAAAUACUGUCCUACAUCAACGGCAGUCUAUCUCGCGUCGUCGCUAUAUAUCACUCGAUUGGCAGUCCGGGAGAAGAUCCUCCCCGUCACACCCCGCAAUGUGCAUCGCCUGCUUCUAGCCUGCCUGCGAGUGGCCAUGAAGGCGCUCGAGGAUCUGUCGUGGCCGCACGGCCGUAUCAGCAAAGUCGGUGGAGUCUCCGAGGCCGAGCUCGGCAGGCUCGAAAUCACAUUCUGCUACCUGGCAGACUUCAAUCUAAAAGUCGAUGCUGCCAUGUUGCAACGCGAGGCUGAGAAUCUGUGCCGCCACAAUCGAUUCCAGUCUGUCAUGCCGGAGAGUCCGCUUAGUCCGAUAGACAUGCGCCUACCCGAAGAUGGCGACAGAAAGGCCAGGGGCGUGGAGAAGAGGAAGGCGAGUAGUACUCUGUCCGGCAGACCUGUUGUUCAAGUGGCCGGCAUUGAGGUCAUGGGCCAGUCCUGA
This is a messenger RNA of Capronia epimyces CBS 606.96, 1065 nucleotides long. RefSeq lists its product as uncharacterized. The transcript has a single exon. Gene Ontology annotation, molecular function: protein kinase binding; cyclin-dependent protein serine/threonine kinase regulator activity. Gene Ontology annotation, biological process: regulation of cyclin-dependent protein serine/threonine kinase activity. The record is from RefSeq and is a predicted model, not a curated record. NCBI's taxonomy places the organism in Eukaryota, Fungi, Ascomycota, Eurotiomycetes, Chaetothyriales, Herpotrichiellaceae. Gene Ontology annotation, cellular component: cyclin-dependent protein kinase holoenzyme complex; nucleus. Bases 1 to 1065 code for a protein of 354 amino acids.